AUGGGGUGCGGUGCGAGCAAAGAAGAUACCGCCGGCAAGGCAAGGAACGAUGAGAUCGAAAAUCAACUCAAGAGAGACAAGAUCGCCCAGCGCAAUGAGAUCAAGAUGCUCCUGCUUGGCGCUGGAGAAUCGGGAAAGUCUACAAUUCUCAAACAGAUGAAGCUCAUUCAUGAGGGCGGUUACUCGCGAGACGAACGGGAAUCGUUCAAAGAAAUCAUCUUCUCCAACACAGUGCAGUCCAUGCGCGUCAUCCUCGAGGCCAUGGAAUCCCUCGAGCUGCCUCUCGACGAUCCGCGAGCGGAAUACCACGUCCAGACGAUCUUUAUGCAGCCUCCGCAAAUUGAAGGGGAUAGCUUACCUCCCGAGGUUGGAGCUGCAAUUAAGGCUUUGUGGAAUGACGCCGGGGUUCAAGAAUGUUUCAAGCGGUCAAGGGAAUACCAGUUGAACGAUUCUGCAAAAUACUAUUUCGAUUCAAUCGAUCGUAUUGCGGCCCACGAUUACCUACCCAACGACCAGGAUGUUCUGCGAUCUCGAGUCAAGACAACCGGUAUCACCGAGACGACCUUUAUCAUCCAAGAUCUGACUUACCGGAUGUUUGAUGUUGGUGGUCAACGGUCUGAACGGAAGAAGUGGAUUCAUUGCUUUGAGAACGUCACGACGAUUCUUUUCCUGGUCGCCAUCUCUGAGUACGACCAGUUACUCUUCGAAGACGAGACCGUCAACCGGAUGCAAGAAGCGCUCACCCUUUUCGACAGCAUUUGCAACUCAAGGUGGUUUAUUAAGACCAGCAUUAUCUUGUUCUUGAACAAGAUUGACCGCUUCAAGGAGAAGCUUCCCGUCAGCCCGAUGCAAAACUACUUCCCGGAUUACGAAGGUGGACCCGACUAUGCCGCUGCCUGUGAUUACAUCCUGAAUCGAUUUGUAUCACUCAACCAAGCCGAGACCAAACAAAUCUACACCCACUUUACUUGUGCCACCGACACCACACAGAUAAGAUUCGUGAUGAGCGCGGUCAACGAUAUCAUCAUCCAGGAAAACUUGCGGAUGUGCGGCCUUAUAUGA
Messenger RNA from Exophiala dermatitidis NIH/UT8656, 1062 nucleotides. RefSeq names its product guanine nucleotide-binding protein subunit alpha. Gene Ontology annotation, biological process: G protein-coupled receptor signaling pathway. The transcript has 5 exons. The record is from RefSeq and is a predicted model, not a curated record. Gene Ontology annotation, molecular function: GTP binding; G protein-coupled receptor binding; G-protein beta/gamma-subunit complex binding. Gene Ontology annotation, cellular component: heterotrimeric G-protein complex. Lineage: Eukaryota; Fungi; Ascomycota; Eurotiomycetes; Chaetothyriales; Herpotrichiellaceae. Bases 1 to 1062 code for a protein of 353 amino acids.